This is a messenger RNA of Parasteatoda tepidariorum (common house spider), 9430 nucleotides long. RefSeq lists its product as uncharacterized. Lineage: Eukaryota; Metazoa; Arthropoda; Arachnida; Araneae; Theridiidae. The record is from RefSeq and is a predicted model, not a curated record.
AAAGAAAAAGCAAAAAUUCUCUUGUGUUUCUACCAUUUUCUUUUAUGUCUCUGCAUUUGUGUCUAGACACAAGAAUAAGUUCUUUCUGUUCUUUUGCAGAUUUCCAGAACACUCCAGAAGAGAAUGGUCUUUAUGAUUAAACUUCCACCUGCACUAGCCAUGUCACCUCCAAUAGACCACAGAGGAAAAGACGAUAGACUCUCCCUCCUAAAGAAUCUUCACCGUCCCAAUGGCCAAAUAGAUGGCGGAGUCCAUCCCUAUGGUCAAGAAACCUUUGUACAGCAGCCAUAUAAUCGACAACAACAAUCUCGAUCUUUUAGCCAUUUUGAAACAGAGAAGAUUUUCUGUCUCAGGCAACAGUUUCUUACAGCAGCAGCCAUCAUUGUCGUUACGAGUUUAGUUGCUUUUGUGCUUUUCGUCACCACAUUUAGAAAAGUGCCAACUGACGAUUCCUUCCUAAAUAUAGAAUCCAUGUCUAUACCCCAAGACUUUUCAACGACGCGUGGUCAAAUAGCGGUCAAAACGAGCUGCGGUCACGUGAUUGGAAAGUCGGAAGAAGGUGCUUAUGCUUUCAAAGGCAUCGCAUACGCCUCACCACCCGUAGGACCCCUGAGGUGGAGAAAACCAGUGCCUUUGUGGGUGGACAGCACCUGGUGUGAAGAGCACAACACCCAAGAAGCGUUCCAUUUUGGUACGGAAUGCUUCCAACUAAAUCCUUACACAAAAAAUUUCGAAGGAAGCGAAGACUGUCUUUUUCUUAAUGUGUGGACGCCCUCUCUAGACACGUCGCAGAAAGGCGGAUUAGAUGUGAUGGUUUGGAUUCACGGAGGGUUUCUCCAGUUCGGCAACGGCAAUCAAGCGGGAUUAAGUCCAUCGGCAAAGCUUGCCAAAAAGAUGAACAUGGUGUUUGUUUCCAUGAAUUACAGACUCUACACCCUCGGAUUCAUGGCUCUGGAGCUACUGUCGGACAACAUAUUAACUGAUUCUAAAGGAAAUUAUGGUCUAUGGGAUCAACUUUGUGCCCUCCAGUGGAUUAAAGACAACAUCAGGAAUUUUGGAGGAGAUCCAAGAAAGGUCACUCUCUUUGGUCCGGACGCUGGUGCAGCGAGUAUCAUGGCUCUGAUAUCUUCACCCAAAGCUCAAGGAUUAUUUCGAUCCGCUUGGCUAGUGGGUCCCACAAUGGUCUUCAACAGGACAUUCGAAGAGGUGACCCAGCACAAUAAGGGUCUUUUUCUGCAGAGAUCGAACUGUGAGGAUGCCCGGUGCCUGAGGAAGAGUGCCGCUCAGGACAUUAUUACGGCACACUUAGGGAAAGACGAUGCUUCUUUUAGGAUCAGAGACCAGAAUGAUUUACCUAUUCAAGGGAUUUUUCCAGAACAGCUCAUAGUCAUGGAUGGUGAUUUGUUGGUUGAAACUCCAGAAACAGCCUUAAGCAACGAAGAUAUAAAGAGUAUCCCCCUUCUUUUAGGAUCAUCGGCGCAAGCAGUUGACUUUUGGCCUGGCCCAGACGACCUUUCUACCUGGACGUGGAAUCAAUAUAAGAAGUACGUCACAACAAGUCUGGACAGCUUUGGUCUUCAAGUCAGUCAAAUGGCUCUUCAAAUUUACAACGGAACAUCAUCUCAGGCAAACAAUCUAAAUUUCACUGCAGAAUAUCUGUACACAACUAUGGUGUCUGACAUUCGACAAUCCUGUCCUGUAAAUACUUUGGCGAAAAAAUUGGCGAGUGUCUCUCGAUCACCUGUUUACAGAUACACUCUCACAGAAAGACCACCGAGUCCGGUGAAGCUUUUUAACUAUACAGCAAAAUACAGUUUUCAUCUUUGGGAUUUGAUCUCUUUCUUCGAAAGUACAGACUAUUUUCUUAGUAAAUCCGAAUCAGAAGAGAACCAGGAAUUCAGUGAAGUUGUACAAAAUAUGGUUGCUAGCUUUGUACGAUCUGGUGGUGAAAAUGUUGGAGAACCAAAUUGGCUCCGGUAUCCUAAGAAGACUGCCAAUUUGGCGAAGAACAUCACAGUGGGUGAAAUUAGUAAAAAAGAGUGCAAAUUUUGGUCUGAAAGCAAGUUAGAUGUCUACGCUUGGGUCAGCUAAAAUUGAAAGUGAAGCAAAUUUAUUCGAGGAAAUAUUUCACUAUUUUAUAAGUUGCGAUUAGGUGCGAAAGUAAAGUGAAAUUAAUUAUAUCGAAAUUCAAUCCAAGUGCUGUAUUUUAUAAAGCUUUAAGCUAUUUAUAUAAUUAAGAGGUUCUGAAUUGUUGUUUUUAAUCUUCAUCAUCAUUGCUAAGUUCUGUUUUCAUUGUUCAAAAUGCCCACGAAAUUCCGUUACCAUCCUCUAUAGCAGUGGUUACGAAAUGGUGUUCCGCCGAACCCUUGGUUCCCUGGAAAGGUGUCAGGGGUUCCGAUAUUUAGAACAACAUUAUCAAACAUGAAACCCUGUAAAAGAUUUAUAUCUGAUUAAUUUUAUAUUAGUUAUCAAAUAUUGAUAUAAUAACUAAAUGAUAUGAUAACUAUUGCAAUUUUUAUUUAAACGUGAACCGCUUUUCAGCUCAUGCAAUUUUAGUUUACGUAUACAAUAAAUCAAAAUUAUGAAGUAGACUACAUGCCACUACAGAUUACUUUAGGCCUGUAAAUUCAUCUGUCUGACAUAUAAUCCAAUUUUAAGACAAGUCUUGCUAAAACUACACGAUAAAAAAAUUACAUUCUUCAUUCAUUCAUUAUAUAUUUUCAAAAUAUUUAGUAAAAUUUUAAUUUAUUAAAUAUUUUUUGAAUAUAUAAUGGCCUUCAGUUUAAUACUUUCUUUCAGAAUUGCUAAUGAAAUUUCUCCUAACUCUAACUAAUCCGGUAAAAAAAGGUCAAUCAUUUAGGGUUCCGUAGUCGAAAAAUUUUGGAACCGCUGCUCUAUAAUUUCAAACUGAUUAACAAAAUUGGUAUCUAUAAUUAGUAAAGCGGCUAGGUGCCACAAACAAGAUUGCUUACAAUGCUACCUAGCGAAAGCUGGGGAGUUGCAUUUCUAUCACGAAAACCAUGAUGAUAAAAGGAAAAAUGAAUUAAAAAGUUGCAUCCCACUGUAGAUUUAAAAUGAUUUGCCACCUAGUGGACAUUAAUGCUAAAAAAGAACGAGUAAACACGCAUUUUUUAGUAAUUAUCUACACUAGUAAAUAACGAAACGAUCAUAAAAAGUAUGUUAUCAAAAUCGUUUUAUCUUUUUUUAUGCGAGAAAAAAAACUUAAGUGAUGUUUCAAAAACGAAAAAAAAAAGUGUUCUGUGAUAAAAUCAGACCAGAUUGCUGUGCUACCCGAAAGAGAAGGAAAUUUAGAACGAUGGUACGAUAUCAAUAAUUCGAUACAACUAUGUAAUUCACUUUUUUUAUAUGUCUCUCAUUGUUUUCGAGAUUGAAACGGUAUCAUUGCAGUUUUCAUCGGGUUGAGAAACAACUGGUCUCAUUUUGUAGAGAAAAGCCACUUUACUGCAACUAGACAUCAUUUAUAUAAAUGGUGGUAAAAUGCUUAAGUGUGCACCCUGCGUAUUAGACACCACAAGCCUGGCUAAGUUAUAUCUGAAAACAAGUUUAAAAACACAUCGAACAAUAUUAAAGCAUGGCUAUUUAUUUUAAAUUUAUACUGUUUAAAAAUUUGCGUAAAUAUAUAUUGCAAGUCGUAACAGAAAUGUUAAAAACAGUAUAGAGAUGUUUCAAAUACAGAUGAAAGUGUUAUGAACCAUAAAAAAUGAAAUUUAUUAUUAAAUAUCGUAGAGCGAAAAAUAAUUUCUGUCAUAUUAAAUAGUUUUUUUUCAGAAUAUUAUUCUUUUAAAUUGUUAUUUACAAUUAGUGAAAUGCUUACACGAAUCAGCAUUUUCGUAUUAAAUUGCAGUGGCGGACAACAAAGAAAAAAAAGGAAGAAAAAAUGCGUUACCUAAAAAAAUGAAUAUUUUGUAAUGCUAAAGCAUUAUACGAUACACAUGAAUUUAGUUUAAUUGCCGGAAAUCAAGAUGUUGAUAAUACCACGUUCUUUUUCUUGAGUGUUUUUGUAGUAUUGCAUCGUUCAAUUUUGGAAAGAAAGUUAAGAGGAAGGGAAAAGUGACUCGUACUUCAAGCAAUUAAAAUAUGUAUUAGCAAUUGACGCAGGAAAUUUUUUUUAUCCAUUGCUUUGGCUUUAGAAGGAAUUUUACCCACGAGUGAUUAAUAAUAAAAAAAAAUAACUGCAAUAUGUCGACAGUCUCGAAAUUGAUUAAAUUAGAACUUAAAACAGAUUAUUGAUACAGACUAUGGGAAAAGUGUCUGAUCUUGUCGGAAGAGGGUUACUACAAUAAUUCUAACUAGAACUAUAACCAUCAACUUUUAUGCUUUCCUGAAACUUUAUGUUACCAUAACAAUGGACGCGUAAUCUUUAAGGGGUUUAGAUGAUUUUUCCUCACAGAAUUUAUGAUUUUUAAGAGAAAUAUGCGCUAUGGCGUGUGCUGUUCUCAGAGAUUUGACACCAAGUGAUAAUACCUGAAAUUUACCAAAAUUAUGGCAAAAUACAGAAAACCGUAACACACCCAUUUUUUUAAUAGCCUUAAUAACUUUUAUCACAUGAGAUCUCACAUUUUUGUUUAAAGUUGAAAAUUUAUCUUUAAAUCUGCCUUUCUUUCAAUUCAAAAUUUUUCACCUGACGCAAAAGAUUUCUCGACUUCUAAUAAACAUAUUCAAGUUGAAACUCGGUAAUUAGUUUGAGCGUAGCAUGUCGAUCAAAUUCAUACAGGCACUUGAAUAUGAGUAAAUAUUUUAUGUUUAUUAGGACAUCACAACAAUUUCUUUCGUGAAAAAUCUGAAACCAUUAAGAGCUUUUAUUUUUAAUUUAAAAAAAUAACUAUAUUUUUCAUUCUUUGCUCUGGUAUGGUUUUUGAAAAAAGUAUAUUUGAUUAUCUGCUAAAAGCUAUUUCAAGUCAUAAACAUUAUACUCCGCUGCAAGUUUUAAAAAAAAAACCUUGCGCUAUAAGAUUUAAAUAAUCAUCUUCUACUACACAUAGUUCUGUUUGAUUUCAUCAUCAAAUUAUGCAAAUAUGCUUUCAAAGCAACAUGAAAGCUUUUAAAAGUUUAACACUUCAGACAGAAAAUUAAUCCGCGCUAUCAUUUACGAUAUAUAUCACAUAAUUAUUAAAAAAAAAGGCUGUAUUUUCGUCGUCUUACUAGAUACUAGGCGACAUAUUUCGAUAAAUACGAUGAACAUUCGUUCUUGAAAAAUAAACGUCUGUAUGACGUUACAAGAGCAUAGUAUUUGAUUGGACCACUAAAUUGGUGCGUCGUAUGGUGACAUGCUUUUAAUAAACCAAAAGCAAGAUAAAUAACUUCUACUUUUAUUUCGCAGUAGAAAAAAAAUUGUCUGCAAGAACAAUAUUUAUUAUUCUUUCAUCAGUUUCUUUAAAUGCGAACAGAAAGACGUUUAUUCUUUACGAUUUUCAGAUAUCAUUUUAAUUAUUUCUUAUCACUUGUUAAAGGAUUAUUGUUGUUAAUAGGAAAGCAAUCAAAAAGGAGUCUGUGCAACGUCUUCUCAAAUGUUAGCGAUGCUGAUAUACGUUUGCGCUGGGAGUUCGGCAUCCAUUUAGAUGCAAACAGGUUCUUUCCAUAGGGAUGAUGAUUUUUUUCUGAACUUGCAACAGAGUAUAUUAUGACAUUUAUCUUGACCCCAAGACAUAGUAUCUCUUUUUUUCUCUUAUUAUUUCAGCCCUAGAGAAAAUGAAACCAUGAAGGUUGUUUGGAUUACUUCACAAAACUAUAUCCAUUUAAAUAAUGCCUGUGCUUAUGCUAGACUUCCAUAAAAGAAUUGAGGAACCUAAGUUAAAUAUUAGAUAGGUUAUAGAAAGUUAAAAAAAAAUUACACUUUGAUGUUUUUUCGAAGAAAUUAGAUCCAUCUAGACCCCUCAAAGAGAAUAUAUAUUCAUGAAAAACUAUAUUCCCUUACUUUUCUGCAUGUCUCGUAAUUUUUUCCACCACUGUAUUGAGAUGCUUAUUAAUGAUGAAACUCAAUACUGCAUUAUUAAGAGAAAGGAAGAACAAAUAUUUAGUUUCCAAUAACGGAAAUUAUACUUCUCUCCUAUGUAUUAAAUGAUAAAAACUUAAUUAAAUCAUGAUAAUACGUAAGGAAAUAAUUGUGCAUAAUUAAGUUUAAAGAGAACUCUUAUUUAUCAAAAUAUUUGUGUAAAUUUCCUAGGAGUCUCAUAAAUAACCUUUCAAAGCAAACACUUGAAAAUUUGAAGGUGUUUUGAAAUGUUUGUUUCAUUAUUAGCAUGUAAUUAUAAACAAACAAUCUAAUACUCCUAAUUAGCUUUUGAAUAAAUUAAUUUAUAAACUAAACAAUAGCCUUACAAAGUCAAAACGUCUUUUUGAAAUAAAAUAAAUUUGCAGACUCAGUUUAUCUUUAGAAUAUGUUCUUGUCAUCACAAAGUAGUAUAAAUAUAAAAUAUUUUCAAAUAAAGGAUCAUCGAAUGUUAAAUAUGUAUUUUAAUUUUCUAACAAAUUCGCUGGAAAUUCAAUCUUUAAAUGAAAGGAAUUUUUGAGAAGGGAAGUACAUAAAUUUAAAAUUUUGAAAAUCUUGAACUCUCUUCAACAUUUUCAAGCCUAAUAUGUAUUGUACAUGAAAAAGAUAGUGUGCAUUUUAUUAACAUAUAGUUCAUAAGUGCGUGAAUUUUGAAAACGUCUUAAGCUAACGCAAAGCCCAACAGAGAAUAUAAUUGUUAAUUUAUCAAAUAAUCAAAAGUUUUCAUUAUUAAAAUGAAAUAUAUGUGGAAACUAUUCAGGUUCUUUAUGUUUAUGUUACCCUUCUGCAAUGCAUAUAAAAUCUGAAUUUUGCAUCAUUUGUGGCAAAAAAUAUGGCUAAAGUAAUAAAAAGAAAAAAAGUGUCCUUGCUGAUAGUUCAGGGUUAAUAAAAUGAAGCACUACAACUAAGAGUUUUCAUUGUAAAGCAAUCAAUGUUUAUAAAAAUGAGCCUUUUUACCAUUUCAUGGUUGUUUUAUUUCCUAUUCAAAAAAAAUCCUGUUCAAUUAGAGUUGUCAGCCAGAUAACGUGAUUUAACGCUGUUGGAUUGAUUUCUUUAGAAUUUUUGAACUCUAGGGCUACUGAACAUAAACUACCAAUUACCUGAGCUUUGAAGGAAUCCUUGAGUGCCAAAUAAAGGAAACACAUUUCUGCAAAACGGUCUUUAAAAAUUACGGCACAAUAAUAUGUGACAGAUAAGCCCCUUCAGUUAAUAAUAACUAAUAUGAAUUUUUCCGCAGUGAAUCAUUCUGGAUGCGCUUUUCCUUAAAACAUAACAUACAGUUCUGCGCAUUAAUUUCUUGAUCAGCUUUGAGAUUUUCCAUGAAAUGAUUCCUUUGAAUUCAUUUUUUAUUUAACACAUGAAAUACAAUUCUCCGCAUUAAUGUCUUGUUAAGCUUAGAACUUUUCCUGAAAUGAAUUUUUGAAUCUAUUUUUUAUUAGCAUACGACAUGCAAUUAUGCACUUAAAUGUUUAACUAAGCUUGAAACUUUUCCUCGAUAAAUGAUUUUGAAUUAAUUUUACCUUAACGUGUCCCUUAACAUAUUGUUAAGAAUUUAUCUUAAAUUUUUUUUUUGUUUUUCUUUAAUAUCUAAUCUAAUUUUCUGCACAUAAUUGUUUUAUUUAAGCUUAGAUUUUUUCCUUAAUAAAAUGAUUGUUUAAAAUUUUUGUAUUUGUUAAGCACAUUAAAUAUGAGUCACUUUUUGAAAUCUAAUCAUAUUUUAAAAGCGAACUUAUACAUUAGUGUAUACUAUUUUUUUCAUACGUAAACAUUAUUUGUAGAUUUUAAAAAGGUUAAAAAAAAAUAUGACGCAGAACACAAAAGUCUUAUCAACAAAACUUUGUUCAAAAUUUGGACAAAACUCUGCUCAAAUUUAUUACGCAUCUUUAUAAGGAAAUGGAAAUGGGAAUUGACAACGAAAUAAGAGAGUAUUCACACGUAUGAGAAAGUUUUCAAAAAAUUUUAUUGUAGUCAUUUUUUUUGGUUUAUUAAUAAGAAGGAAAAAACAUCUUAAUAAUAAACAGUGAUAUACAAACUAUAAUAAGAAAGAAAAAAACAUCUUAGAAAGCCUUAAAACUUUCUCGUUUGCUAUAUAUACACCAAUAAAUUUUCUUUAAUGUUCAAAUUUUCUGAAAGCUUGCAGUUUAAAAAUUUUGUAUUUCUUUCCAAUGUAUUUUUUUAAAAAAUGUAUUUUAUUUCUUGUGAAAUAAUUCUUGAUUUGGGCUAUUGAAAAUUAUAGUUAUUUAUUAACACUAAAAUAAUGAUAUAUUUUUUGUUAACAUUUCUAAAUCUGUUAGCUAAUAUUAUUUAUUAGUAGUGAAAUAUUAACUGCUAAAUUUUAAAUUAGAGCAACACCAGUUACGUGAAAAAAUAAGCUUUACUAAUUAAAAAAAUUUAAAAUCCUUUUAAGUACAACAACGGAAAACUUUGUGUUACGCAGACUAAAGCUAAACUCAACGUAAAUAAAGCACCAAUGAAAAUACGUAAAUUGACAAAUUGUAGUUUCAGUUCUAUUGACAAGAACCUUUGUAAGCGUCUAAACGUCAAAUGAAAUCAGUCACAAAACGUCAAUUGACGUUUUAGACUCUGAGGAAGGUUUUUGUUUAUAGAACUGAAACUAUAGUUUGUCAAUUUAUGUAUUUCCAUUUAUACUUCAUACACGUUUCAUUUUUGCUUUAGUCAUUUUAAAUUAUUUAUUAAGAAUCAAUGAAAUAACCAUAAAGUAAGUCAUAUUAGCAUAACAGGAAAAAACAAGAAUUUAUAAAAGAAGAAAGACUUUUGCAUUUUUCCAUCGCAAACUUUCAGAGCUUCACUUGACUCGUACUUUUCUUUCAAAUGUGACUUCUACAUGCUAUGAACUAUGAAAACUGCAAAAACCAUUUUGAACUGUUUAGACAGUACAACUAAGCGAAUGGACGCUACCCUUGACUAAUUUCACUUUUCAUAAUAAACAUAAUAAAAGCACAAACAAUCACGUACGCCAACAUAAGACGUUCUUGCGUUGAAAAAAAAAGACACUAUGUGCCAAACUGUAACAGAACACUAUAAAACAGUUGUUUCUACAUCAAGUAUUUAUACUGCGUCUCUUGUAUGUGUGUGCUUUCUUCGUUUUCUCAUCAUUUGUUCGUUAAUUAUGUGUGCUAUUGAAAAAUGGAAUGUGGAAAGAUGAAACAAAACAGAGUGCUCAAGUUAAAUAUGGAUUGUGCCAAAUGCAGUUCAGAUAAGCCAAAUAUAUAUAUAUAUAUGAAGAUUCAAUGUAUGUAAAUAUAUACAUAUAUACAUGUUCAUUGUUUGCAUGUGAAAUAAUUUUGCCUGCGCAUAUGUGUAUUCAAAUAAUUUAAAACAAAAAGAAAGAGUUAUCUGAUCAUCAUGUGCUGCCGAUCAAAUGUUUUCUUUUCUAUUUAAUAAAAUUUAUGAAUCUCA